Molecule: messenger RNA, 6745 nt
Organism: Anastrepha obliqua
Lineage: Eukaryota; Metazoa; Arthropoda; Insecta; Diptera; Tephritidae
Product: cadherin-related tumor suppressor-like
Exons: 2
Coding region: 815-6745 (1976 amino acids)
Biological process (GO): homophilic cell-cell adhesion
Cellular component (GO): cell-cell junction; plasma membrane
Molecular function (GO): calcium ion binding
Source: RefSeq, a predicted model, not a curated record
AACUUAAAUUCCGUGAAUUCGCUCUCAAAGAGAAAAAUAUAAAAAAAAGUACUUGAACGCAAAAUCAGUAAAAAUAAAUUUUCAAACUGCUUGACCGGUGUGAUUUCCGUCGAUUUGAUUGGCUUCCUGUCACCGCCAUUAAUGCGCCGCUGACGCGAGUGUUAAGUGCAAAAAAGUGUUAAUUUCAGCCACAAAGCAAGCAAAAAUUAGCAGCAACAAAUACAAAAGAAAGAAAAAAGAAAACUUUUCCCCUUCGCCGUAGAAAAGUGAAAAUCAAAUACUAGUUGGGCUGACGGACGACGCCGUACCCUCAUCAUCAUAAAUUACUCAAAGUAUAUAAGUGCAAAAUAGUUGAAUAUAUUUGUGUGUAAGUGUUUGUGAAUAUUUGUAUGUAUGUGUUGUUUUGAGGCCAUAUCAUGGCAACAGUGAAAAUGUCUGAGCUACGGACAGGAAUAAAAUGAAACCAAUUGCCAGAACUUAUCGCGUUCGGUACACUAAUGGCUGCAAGUUUGCGAAUUCCACAACGCAUAGAAACAGAACAGCAACAGCAACAAAUCCAAAAACAACAAAGCAACAAACUAAAAGCGCGACUAAGUGCUUGCAGCAAGAACAAAAACGAAUUCCAGAAGGUCCGAGCAACAGUCAAAAGCGAGCAACCAAUAGCCCAGCGACAUUCAGGCGAACCGCAGCCAGCAGGCAGGCAAACAGACAACCAACAGCCAAAGCAACAACAACGACAGCAGCAGUUAGAGAAACAUCAGCGGAGUAGUGUAAAGUACUGCCGCUUGGUAGUCUUCUUCCGCGCAGCCCCAUUAUGACGCGCUGCAGGAACGCGAAAUAUUUGCCUGCAGACGUUGAGAACGACGACGUUCGACGACAAGCCGUCGAACUGGUCACGGCCACAGACGUGAAUUUGAGCGCAUACGCGCGCACUUACAGCAUGACAAAUCAGCCAAAUUGUAACGAUAUCUUCAUUUCUGCGACUGCCACAAAUGCUGGCACCAAAAUAAAAUACAACAAAAAUGACAAAGUUAACAUUCAUUUGGUCACAAGAGCAGUGCAAGCAGUUUCAAAGUGCGCCGCAAAAGUGAGCGCAUUAACACCAGCUUCUUUCCCCAGUGAUGCCGCACCCGCCGCCGCCGCUGCCACAAAAGUUAUUGCAGCAAAGGGAGCUGCGGUAGCACUAGAAGACUGCAACAUAACGCCACAAAAGCACACAAACGCAAUUGCUGACGCGCGGCUGCCUGCUUACGCAGCAACAUUACAUUAUCGUCAGCAUAAUUUAGUCUUAAGCAGAGCUUUGCCAUUCAUUUGCUUGGCAUUUGCGCUGUUCGCAUUGCCAUCGCCAUGUCACAGCCAGCAUCAGUCAUUGAGCGCAUAUAGCACGCCAACGUUCGGUCCCAGUGCGGCUGGAUCCAUUGCCCAUUACAGUGUGUUGGCCUUUCCACGUCGACGUUCGUCUGCGGGCGCCGAUGGCGUUAGUGGUUUGAUGCAGUCGCGCGCUGUCGAUACGAGCGCACAAUUUGAGGUAUUGGAAGGACAACCGCGUGGCACGGUCGUUGGUUUUAUACCGACCAAGCCCGAUUUCACAUACCGGUUUAAUGAACCGCCGCGCGAAUUUACGCUCGAUCAAGUCACGGGCGAAAUCAAAACGAAUGUAGUGCUGGAUCGUGAAGGUAUGCGCGAUCGUUACGAUUUGGUUGUGCUCUCUUCCCAGCCCACCUAUCCCAUUGAGGUGCGCAUCAUUGUACUCGAUGUGAACGAUAAUGCGCCAGAGUUUCCCGAGCCGAGUAUAGCGGUGUCGUUUUCUGAGAGUGCGGCCACUGGCACACGGCUAUUGCUGGACGCGGCGACUGAUCGCGAUAUUGGCGAGAAUAGCGUGACGGACGACUAUCGCAUAGUGGAUGGAAAUGUGGAGGACAAGUUUCGCUUGGCCGUAACGACGAACCCAAGCGGUGAUGUGUCUUAUCUACAUUUGGAGACAACGGGGAAUUUGGAUCGCGAAACGUGCGGUUUCUAUCAGCUGAAUAUAUCAGCGCGCGAUGGCGGUGAUCCGGCGAAAUAUGGUUACUUAUUGGUUAAUGUUACGAUCGUCGAUGUAAAUGAUAACCCACCGAUAUUCGAUCACAGCGACUACAUCGUUUCUCUGAAUGAGUCAGUGCCACCUGGCACGCCUGUGCUGCAGGUGAUGGCUUCGGACAAUGAUCUGGGCGAUAACGCCAAAAUCACCUAUUACCUGGCUGAUACGGAGCAACAAUUUACAGUCGAUCCGGAGACGGGUGUCAUAUCCACCACCGAACUGCUCAGCUGUCCGCAACAAAACUGUCAAACAUAUGCGCGCCCCGGUGCCAGUUGUCCCAAGAGCUGUGUAUUUACGGUAUUCGCACGCGAUCACGGCUCGCCCCGCCAAGAUGGACGCACCUAUGUGACCGUCAAUCUCGUUGACACGAACGACCACGAUCCGGUUAUACGCUUCCAAUACUUUCCGCCCACCGGCACAUUUGCAACUGUAGAUGAGAAUGCGGCGAACGGUAGCGUGGUUGCUGCCGUUUCCGUGGUGGAUAUGGACGAGGGAUUGAAUGGCGAGACGAGUUUACGCAUCAUAUCAGGCAAUGAGUUGAGCCAUUUUCGUUUGGAGAAGACACCGUCAUUUGAUAUUGUGCGCGUUAAUGGCGUGUUGGAUCGCGAGGAAAUUGGCAAGUAUAAUUUGACAGUUGUUGCCAUCGAUAAAGGCUCACCGCCACGUACGGCGACCGCACACCUAAUUAUCCAUGUCAACGAUGUCAAUGAUCAUGAGCCGGUAUUUGAGAAGUCCGAGUAUUCGGCUGUGUUGAGUGAAUUGGCACCACCAGGGACGUACGUGGCUUCUAUUACCGCCACUGACGAGGACACUGGCGUAAAUGCAUUGAUUUUUUACGAUUUCGUUUCGGGUAAUAAUAAACAAUGGUUUGCCAUUGAUACAGCGUCCGGUUUGAUAACAACGCAGGCAGCAUUGGAUCGCGAGGUGCAGGACAGCGUAGAGUUGAGCAUCUCUGCACGUGAUGGCGGCCCAAAUCCGAAGUGGGCGUACACACAACUCAAGGUGACCAUACUGGAUGAAAACGAUGAGGCACCACAAUUCUCGCAACAAAAUAUCAACGUCACACUCAGCGAGAAUACACCUCCACAGACACUGGUCGCCAUGCUAACGGCCGCCGAUCACGAUCAAGGCACUAACGGCUCGGUGACAUACACACUGGCUGGCAGUGUGGAGCGCAAAUAUCCACAACAAUUUGGCCUCGACUCGCUCACUGGCCAAUUAACGACGCGCAGUGCACUUGAUCGUGAGACAAUUGCGCAUUAUGAGAUUUUUGUGAUCGCACGCGAUCAGGGCGCACCACCACAAUCAGCCACCGCUACUGUUUAUCUAAACGUUGAGGAUGUCAACGACAACAGCCCAACGUUCUACCCCAGUCAUUAUUUUUAUGCGUUACCUGACGAUGCGGGCGACAAUAACCAGCCACUGUUGAAAGUCACUGCCAGCGAUCGUGAUGCGGGCGAUAAUGCCUUAAUUACCUACCAACUGGAGUCAGGUGGCGAUGGACAUUUCGUCGUCGAUACAUGGAGUGGUGCGAUAACGCUGCGCGCCGGCAGCGGAGAUAUACGCCAGUCACCAAAGGCACUCUACAAGUUGAAGAUUUCGGCAAAGGAUCGCGGCGAACGACGUAGCGAACAAGAUGCACUGGUUGAGAUUGUAUUGCAAUCCAAAAUGGAGUUGCUCGAGUUCGAUUCAUACGGCAGUUAUGAGUUUCAAAUUGUGGAAGAUCAUGAACAGCAGCAGCCCGUGGUGGGCCGCGAGGUGGGUCGGGUGCAGGUAAAGCUACAUGCCGGCAAAUCGACACUGCCACCCAACAUUGAGUACGCGAUUGUAUAUGGUGAUGCAGAUGAGAACUUUGCGGUGGAUCGUCGUACUGGUCGCAUUCGCACGGCGCGCCGUAUUGAUCGUGAAGCGCUGGCGCAAUACCAGCUAACUGUGAUGGCGCGCACUGGCCUAGCUUAUGGCAAGUGCAUUGUGAACAUUGCGAUCGCUGAUUUAAACGAUAAUGCGCCGAUCUUUGCACAAGAUCGUGACGGUGAGAUACAGUUGGCCGAGAAUGCGGCUGUCGGUCAAGAGGUUUACUUGUCACGCGCACGUGAUCGCGAUUCAGGUAUGAAUAGCCGUGUCACCUACACGCUCACCUACAAUCCCGAAGAGCAAUUUCGCGUUAGCGAAGCAACGGGCGUACUCCAACUGCAGCGUCCGGUGCGCGCAGCACCCGGCACAUUGUUGCAUGUGGAGCUGAUGGCCACAGAUGGCGGCACGCCGCCUCUAUCAACGCGACAUACCAUCGACGUGCUCAUAGCCGAUGUCAACGAUCAUACACCUGUGUUCGAUCACACAUCGUACGAGACAUCAUUGCGCGAGUCAACCAAGGUGAAUGCGCGCUUCUUUGCGCUAGCCGCCAGCGAUGCGGAUCUUGGCGCAAAUGGGCGCAUAUCAUACGACAUAAUCGAGGGCAAUGCAGAGCGGAAGUUUGGCGUCUUUCCCGACGGUUAUUUGUUUGUGCGCGCGCAGUUGGAUCGCGAGGAGCGGGACUAUUACGCGCUGACAGUAGCAUGCCGCGACAGCGGUGUGCCGGCGCGUUCAUCUGUGGUGCCAGUGAUCAUACAUGUCAUCGACGAGAACGACAAUGCGCCGCAGUUCACAAAUAGUACCUUCACCUUUAGCAUCGCGGAAAAUGAGCCAGCCGAUUCGUUUGUCGGCAAGCUGACGGCAACAGAUCGUGACAUUGGACGCAAUGCGGAGUUGAUUUAUACGCUGGCGACGCAGGAGCAGGACUUUACCAUUGACAUGCGUAAUGGUUUCAUUAAAACGCUGCAUCCAUUCGAUCGCGAAGAGCUGGUACAGCGACGUAGCAGCGUGGGUGUGGGUGGACAAACGAACGGGCAGAUAAAUGGCGGCUUAGUAGGUGUAGGCGACGGCAUAAACAAUGGCAAUAACUACAUACUACUGGAGGCCAUCGUCUCGGAUAAUGGAGUGCAGCGCUUGCACGACAAGGUCAAGGUGAAGAUAAUCAUUACAGAUGUCAAUGACAAUGCGCCACAGUUUGUGCGCGCUCCCUACCGUGUGCAGAUUUCUGAGGGCUCUGCCGUGGGUACGCAAGUCAUGCGUGUUUACUCGGUUGAUGCGGAUGAGGGACUCAAUGGCGAUGUUUACUACUCACUUGUUAAUGGCAACGAAGACGAACGCUUUGCCAUGGACGAUGCUACAGGACAAUUGUCAUUAGCGCGUUUGCUUGAUCGCGAGCAGCAAUCUUCGUAUAAGCUGACGGUUGUGGCACGUGAUGCAGCAUUGAAGGGACAGCUGAGCGCCAGCACCACAAUCACUGUGGAGGUGUUGGACGAGAACGACGUGGCACCGGAAUUCGCACAGACAGCAAGUGAAGUGUCAGUGUUGGAGACGAGCAGCAUCGGUACGGAGCUGAUGCGCUUUCGGGCAACAGAUUCGGACCUGGGCGUUAAUAGUCAAGUAACCUUUAGUAUUACGGCGGGAAAUCGUAAAGACACUUUCCACAUCGAUGCUAUAUCGGGCAGUUUAUAUUUGCACAAACCUCUGGACUAUGAGGAAACCACCGUUUACCAUCUGAAUGUAACGGCCGCUGAUGGCGGCACACCACGCCUCUCGAACACCAUUGUCUUCAACGUCAAUGUGGUGGAUGAGAAUGAUAACCCACCCAGUUUUCCCAAUACGGCCAUAGUGCGCCAAAUCAAGGAGGGCAUUGCCGUUAAAACUCCCAUCGUUACCAUCACCGCAGAAGAUCCGGAUUCUGGACUGAAUGGAAAAGUUACCUACUCGAUUGUGAAGCAAGAUCCUGAGCUGUCGGGUGGUCGCCACUUUGGCAUCAACACUAUGACCGGUGUCAUACACACGCUGCGUGAAAUCGAUCGCGAAACCAUCGACACCUUCCGACUCACUGUCGUCGCCACCGACCAGGCAGAAAAGCCCGAGCCACAACUGUCCGCUGAGAAACUAGUGACCGUCAUCGUUGAAGACAUUAACGAUAAUGCACCCACUUUUGUGUCCAUGAAUGCGGCCAUCUUACCAAUGCAGACAGCGGGCGCACAAAGUCAUCACUACCGUGACGGUUUGCCAGUGAUGCAUGUGCAUGCACGCGAUGCUGACUCUUCCAGCAACGGUCUGGUCACCUACGAAAUGGUGAACGGCAAUACGGAACUCUUCAAAUUGCAUCGCAAUACGGGUGCGAUAACUUUACGCAAAGUGAUCGAUCAGCCGGAGGUGCGUUAUCAGUUGGCUUUGAAGGCGACCGAUGAAGCGGUGCAGAGCGAACGUAAAAGCACCGAUGCGUAUAUAACGAUUAUAACGACGGGCACGGCCGCUGGCCCCGUAUUCGAUCAGCGCGAACAAAGCGGCUCAGUGUAUGAGAACGAGCCGACCGGUACGAGUAUUUUGACUGUGAGCGCACGCUUGAAUGGCGCCGAAAUCGAGUACUACGUGACGAAUGUUACGGCGAUCGGUGCGUAUACGAGUGCGAGUGCGGGUGCGGUACAACAAGUCGAUCGUUUGUUUGACAUUGAUACAAAACUUGGCAUAUUGUCGACGGCAAAGGAGUUGGAUCGUGAAGCGGGACCGGACACCUAUGAAGUGGAAGUGUAUGCGAUUGCGUUAGGCGGAGUGCCACGAACAACGAGUACUAAGGUGAGUUGA